CAUUAAAGAUGAAAGAACUGGGCGUUGUACGGCCGGGCUCUCCAUCCUGUUGGCUUUAUACAGAACAUGUCUGAGGAGAUGCCGUCCUCCUCCUCUGUUCACUGGGCGCCGCUCUCCUUUUCUCUUCCAAUGCCCGCACUAAAGUAGAAACCAUGACAAAAGAGGACGCCGUCUUCUCGCGCGCAUUGGUUUAUGUCGCGCGACUUUCUAUUGACUUUAAAAUGUGUUUUGAACUACACCCUAAAUGGUGGGGAAAUUAUUAGUUGUGAUGCUGUGGCCGCCUACAGAUUAACACAGUAAAUACGGUCCUGCUGGUUUCUCUGGCCCAGCAGCCUUUGCAACUCGGUGCGGAGUCGCUGCGGGAGCCGCACGCGCCUUUUAGCUGAUAUGAAUGGGUUUUUGCGUUUAGCUUAGGUUUGUAGAGUGUCGAGCUGCUGCCGCUCGCCUCUGCCUGCCCUCAGGCUGGGAGCCAUUAUUCACUGGUCCUGCUGGUGCUGAUGCUGCAGCGCUCGCGAGUGUUGCUAGGCAGCCAUGCUGCGCGCGGGCCGCUGUCGUGAUGUGAGCAGGAGGAAGAGAAACAACAGUACUGUAACACUGGGGUUGCAGAGCCGAACAAAGCGCAUAGCUAAUCACAUCCUGGAUCUACUUUUGUUAAAUUUACCUUCUACUCGCGAUAUUAAGAUAGACUUUGCGCGCUUUGACUUUACUUCGCUACACAGCCACCGUACUUUGCAUUUGACAUAAACAAGCCAGGGAAUGUCAGAAAUGAAAUGUUAUGAUUCCAAAAGAACUGGAAGAACAUAACACGUUGUUCCAUACAGCUAAGUGAAGCUGUGUUACACUAAAACUGGUCAUUUGUGACAGUUGAAUUCUGUAACUAUCUCCUGUCACUUAGGAAAAAAAAUAUUUUUUCCACUUUACUAUAAAUUCCACUUCAUUUGAUUUCUGUAAUGCCUUUUUUUUAUUAUUUUGAAUCUGUUUAUACUUCAUACAGUUUGGUUGAUAUUUUCUUUCCACAUAUGGUGCUGGAAGUUUCUUCAGCCUCCCCCACCCCCAUCAAAAUGAGAUUCUAUAUUUAAUAAGUGUAGUUCACUUCAGCCUGCUUAAACCUUCACAACCUGAAAAUGUAGCUUAGUGAUACAAAUCACACUUCUUUAUGUGACUGAUGACCUUUAGAAGCAUUUUAGUAAUGGGAAUGCUUUUCAAGAGCAGUGUUUGUGUUUGGGGGCUAUGAUCGCUGUGGCACACCGUCACAGUCAUACUGUUAAGCAAAUAAAGUAACAAAUAGUUGUUAUUGUUAACUAUAACAACUGUUUUUGCAAUUGUACUGCAAAAUUUGGCGAUAAACGUAAAGUCAUGGUGUUUGAGAGAUCUAUAGAAACAAAGAUAUAGAGUAAAUAUUAAAUCUAUUAAUAGUUUUCAAACACUUAUUCAACCAAUUAUGAUAAGAGCUUUUCUGCUUUUAAUAGAAAACUGAAAUAUCAUGAGCUGGUUUGUUCCUGAUUAGUCAUUUUAUCUAGACAAGAUAGAGAACCUCCAUAACAGCUAUAUGUGGCGUACGCCUUGCUAAUUGUAUUUUUUAAACAUAGAUAUCUUAAGGUUUUGACAUGUCUGAAUGUCAAAAAAUUAGUUUCAAAAAAGGCUGGCAGUGAUUACAAGGAUGUGGGUGGAGGGCAACUCUGGUGUCUCAUUAAGAAGAAUUCAAACUGAAGCAACGCUAUGCUAGCAAAUUUCAUGCACUAGAUUACGAUAGCAAUAACUAAGCCAUACAAGUUUGCAUCACUGCUUGUCUUUUUUAAAAGUGUGCAGCAUCCUGUGCUGAUAUUCACAGUGUGUGGCUGUGUGGCUGUGUGAAUCCCUGCAUCUUCCUGCCAGUCAAACAGAUGAAGACAGACCCCAGAGGACAGUCAGCGGGGAACCGUGACCUUCUGUCAGCUGUAGCUUAGUGAGCAAUGCGUUCUGACUGGCAGCCGGAGUCGGGGCCAGGCUGCUACAAGAUGAUCAUCUCUGCAGGGGGAAUCUCUCCCCCUUGGAGGCUGUGUGUGUGUGAGGCAGAGCAGAUCUACUACUAAUACGUUGCGUUUGAGCCACUUCGAUUGACUCCAGCGCCAGAUCUCUGGAGUCACAGAACGUUUAAGAAAUCUGAUGCCUCUGUUCUUCUCAUAAGUUUCAUGCCUCUCCUGAUCAUGUUUGGAUUUAAAAUUGUUGACCAGAUCUCGUCUUUGCCAAGAGACAUCUCAGUGAUUACUCCCACUGACCUCCUUAAGACUGAGUUCCAGCUUAAAAUGAAACCUUUACGGUUUGACGUUUACAUUCACUCACUGAGGUGGUGAACAAUGAUUCUUAAAACUGGAAUUGAUUGUAUAAGUUUAAAUUUAUUGUGUUUUUUUCUUAAAGAGGCAGUAUUAUAUUAUGUCAAGUUUUUAUAUCUUUACAAGAUGUGAAAAACAUGCCUGGAGUGUUGCUUUGAUUCUUUCAUGUAUGUUUGAGAAAUCCUUUAAUCUCCCAUGGCAACCAUUCAGCUGUGCAAAACGCCUGGGUGGAUCUAGCUCUGCCUUCGAGAUGCAAAUCCUCCUCUGAGCUGCAGGUUCCAAGCUUCUGAGCUGCCACCACACAGAGCAGCCCUCCUCUGCAACUCCCCCCACUCAGCUCCUUCAGACUAGCCAGCAGCAGUUAGCAACCACCUGGUGGAACUGCAUCUGCUGGGCUCAUUAUAGGAGCCACUUCUCAGUGGUUCACUGAGAAGACACUGAGACACUGUUAAAGGGUUAAUAGAGGACCCAUGUUGUGUUGACUUCCUGAAGGCGGAGUUUCAGAAAGAGCAGGAGCUUCUUAAAGAGGCAGAGCCCCAACUUCAAGGCAUUAAGUUUUGAUGUCAAAUUUCUUUUAAGUCAUAUUUAAUAUAUGCAGAAUUUUCAUAGAAGCUGAAGGUAACAUGAGUAUUAAACGGCAGUACGCAUCUGGAAAACACAGAGUUCUGCCUCUUCAAGACAGACAUCUACAAGGUCAGUGGAUGAACUUGGCUGCACAUUUGUCCACUCUAUCUCUUGGCUUACGGGCACAGAUUCAGCUUUUAGUCCCUACGUUUUCUGAAGUUGAGGUCCUGGUCAUUCCAAAACCUCAAUCUCUUCCUUCUCGAUUCCAAAACUAGCUUUGAUGUGUGUUUUGGGAACACCCAACAGUAUUUGAGUUUCAACCAUCACACUCAAGGUGGUUCUCUGAUCAGUUGCUCCUUCAACAAAAACCCAUCAGCCGCUGGAAGGUUCUGAAACACUUUUUUUAUCGUCUGAUAAAAAAUAAAAGUCAAAAGUUUCAUGUCGACAGACAAAAAAAAUUUUUUUCCUUUUCUUUCUUUCUUUUUUUUAUUUUAUUUUAUUUUUUUACAGUUUUUACAUAAACCUAUUAAGUAGUAAAAGAAAAGGGAGAAAAAAAUCUAACCCAGAGCUGCUUAAUGAAACUCCCAUCUGUGUGUGCUGCUGGAUAUCAGCUCUCUCUCUCCCGGACAUGACCACCAAGUGAGGCUUAAGAGGAGUGAAUAAAAACUCAUGUAAAGGGAAGCAAUUAAAUAUUUUCAGCAACAUUAAAAUUAAAAUCUCCCGUUCAUGCACUCAGCGGGCCGGCCAGCUGUUGGAAAGGAAAGCUUCCAUGGAACAAAAGUAAUGCGAUGGCUUGGAUAAACGUAAUUUGAUUGGUUGCAACAAAUGAAAUAUAUAUUUUUUUUAAGUUUGAUCACCCAUCUUCUCCCCAUGUGUAAAACUAAAAGUAUCAUAAGAGGCAGUGCGCUUUCACAAACAUUUUUUAAGUCAUUGGUACAAAUUAAAAAUAAAAGAGGGUCCCUAAAUGGAAUGUGACUGUUAAUUGUUUAACAGCAGAACAUUUCUAAAUCUGCAUCUCUUGUUCUGCUUCAGACAAUAGAUUUUGGUUUCGAUAUCAGGGUGGAGGGAGUGGAGGCAGCAGAGAGUCGCUGCCUCCCCCUCCUGCAGAGACGGUCCUAGUGACUCAGGCUGGAGCUGCUGGUCUGACGGCCGACAACGCUGCAUUAAGUUUAAAUUGUCACGUUAAAUAAAUGUAAACAAUUAAGUUUUACAAACUUAAUUUGAUGACUUGUAACAAUUUAGCUUCCUUUUGUUAGAUGGAGCUCCUUGUUUUUCAGUGCAAUCAGUUGUCUAAUAUUUCUUAAUGGUUUAAAGUUAACCAACUUUAAAUAUUAUUUUAUAUAAAAAAUAAAUACAUCAUUAUUGUCAGUACAGAAAACAAAAGAUAAAAAAAAAAAAAGUGAAAUAACCUCUUACAGUGGCGUCCCCAAGGCCUGUUAAUGGGGGCUGAAGCCUCCCUAUUUUCAAGACCCUCUAAUAAUUUGGGAUUUUGUUGUUUGUUUUUUUACACUGACCAGAAAUUCAAUAUAAUGUGGCCAGAAUAUGAGUUUAAAUAAAUAAGAACAAAAAGUGAAAAUUUUAUCUGAAAUGUGAUCAUAAAUCUGUCAGUCUCCCUUUACUUCAUAUUAUAAUAUUGUGGGCAGAAUUGCUCAGAAGGUAAUACAUGCAUAACAAUUUGUUCUUCAAAGGGUCCCUAACAAUUUUAGGCGUGGAACCACAAAAAAUUAGAAUGAUCUUAGCAACGUUUGCUGGGACACCGUUAUAUAUUACCCUGAAUACUAGUUUAAAUGUUUAACUUUUUCUUUUUUGUUUCAGUUUGAGAAAUUUGGUAAUUCUGCCAUGUUUGCUCACAUCUUGUUCCUCUCCUGGGGGAAAGCCCACCUCGUCCUUAACACGUAUUGAAGGCCCUGAUCUCCCACCAAGUCUUCAAUUCAGUAGUAGGAUUCACCCUCCCUCAGUUUUAGUGCAACUCAGGAGGAGCGCGGCAAAUGUCACUGUCGGACAGUGGUCAGACAGAGGAAAACUGGUGAAAGUGCACUCAUACACGUUAGAGUAAAAAAAAUUAUGUUAAUUUCGAGUAACACGCGAUUUCGAUUGUUUCUUAUAUAUUUCUGUUCAUAUUUGUCUUUUUAAUUCUGGCUUCUUAUUAAUGGCUUUUUAUUCCAGCUGCUUUCUUAAAAUCCUUCUUAUGGUUUUUGCAUUGUUUGUGGAAAUAGAAUAUUAUAUUAUUCUGUAUUUAAACUACAACUCUGGAUCUCCAUUCCAUAUUUAACAUCUAUUUUGUGCAGAUUAUGUUAUAUUUACUUGCUCGAAGUCUAAUCCCGUUGGGUUGGAGCGCGUGUUUUAAUCCAGGGGUUUCCUGUCGCGAGCUCUAACAAACGUCCGGGCGGAUCCGUUUCGGAAAAUCGAGGAUCUGUAACCUGAGAGCGCGUGUCGACUGAGCUUUUACAGAGCUCUCACAAAUCAAGUGAGUCAGUCAGUUAGCGGGAUGCAGCGGAGGGCGUGGUGUGUUCAGGCCGUUAUCUGGUCCCUGCAGCUCGGUCGGUGUGCACCAGGGAGGGGCCGGCCGGCCGACUCUCCGCUCCAGAUCCUUACUGUAACUCUUUACUCUUUCCUCAACAACGCAGCCGUAUCAUUUCCUCUCAGCGGUGCUCUGUCUCUCUCUGCAUGAGAGAUCCAAGUGCUUAUGUUUGCAUUUUCCGACUGAGCUGCGUUUCCUGCGGCCGGGACCCAGAGGAAAAGAGCAUCCUUAAUGUAAUGGUUUCCACCAGGCUAUAACACACCCACUAUAAAACCCAGAAGAUGAGUAAGUCUCCCACCCCAAAGGGCACUCCGGUGCAGCGCAGCCCCAGCGACGGGGUCCCUGAGAGCCUCCAGUCUCCCCAGCACUCCACCCCCGUCUCUGGACACAAGAAACGGAUCUCCAGCCUCCUUCAGAGUCCGUCCUUCAGAGAGGAGCUGGAUGUGCUGAUCCAGGAACAGAUGAAGAAGGGCGGCAGCUCGUCCAAUCUCUGGGCCCUGAGGCAGCUCGCCGAUUUCAUGGCCUCUCACGGCUCGCCGGCCGCCCUGCCUGUCUCACCUUCCAACAUGAUGAUGGUGACCCCCGUCAACGACCUGCAUGGCUGGGAGCCUGGCAGCUUGGUGAAGGGGGAGCGGCUGAUGCGCUGCAAACUGGCCAGCACCCACCGACUCUUCGACCUCUACGGCUGGGCCCAGCUCAGCCACACGCUUCUCACGCUGCGUGUGAGUAAAGAACAGGAACACUUCCUGGUGCUUCCAGAAGGCCUGGCCUACAGCGAGGUGGCUGGAUCCAGUCUGGUGAAGGUGAAUCUUCUGGGUGAGGUGGUGGAGAAGGGCACCACCAACCUCCAGGUAGACACCGACAAGUUCAGCCUGCACUCAGCCAUCUACUCGGCCCGACCCGACGUCCGCUGCCUGCUGCACCUCCACACACCUGCUACAGCGGCGGUCUCUGCGAUGAAGAGCGGCCUGCUGCCGCUGUCUCACGAGGCUCUACUGGUUGGCGACGUGGCCUACUACGACUACAACGGCGUAGUGGGGGAGGAAGAGGACCGGAUGGAGUUGCAGAAGAGCCUAGGACCCACUUGUAAGGUUCUGGUGUUGAGGAAUCACGGCAUCGUGGCUCUGGGGGAAUCGAUGGAGGAGGCCUUCUACACCAUCUACCACAUACAGGCAGCCUGCCAGAUCCAGGUGUCGGCUUUGUGUAGUUCUGGAGGGGAACACAACCUGAUUAUGUUGGACCGGGCGAUCCAUAAACCCAACCCCACCGGCACCGUGAGCUGGGCCGGCUCCACCUUCGGACCCCUGCAUAAGAGCCGAACCGGGGAACAUGAGUUUGAAGCUCUUAUGAGGACUCUGGAUAAUCUGGGCUAUCGUACGGGCUACGCCUACCGCUUCCCCGUGCUGCUGGAGCGGUCGCGGACGCGGAGGGAGGUGGAGGUGCCGGCGACCGUAACGGUCUUCCACCAGUUUGAUGACGACGGCGUCCACCCGGCCCUGAGGCAGCACCCGUUUGCCCAGCGCCAGCAGCAGGAGAGGACCCGAUGGCUCAACACCCCCAACACCUACCAGAAAGUCAGCCAGGAGCAGGCGAGCCCGGGACACCAACGCACCACUUGGCUGAAAACAGAAGAGCUGACUCAGGCUGGCAGCACAGCCAUCAAGAUAGAAAACCCAAACCAGUUUGUGCCUCUGUUCACCAACCCUCAGGAGGUGAUCGAGACCCGAAACAAGAUACGGCAACAGAACCGUCAGGAUAUGAAGACAGCAGGACCGCAGUCGCAAGUCCUCGCAAGCGUCAUAACAGACGACAGCCCUCCGGUACCAGCAGCACCGACCCCAGUGAGCCCACCCAAAGUUCCACCAGAACCAGAACCACCCAAUCCGUUCAACGAGCUGACCGACAAGGAGCUGGAGGAGUACCGCAAGGAGGUGGAGCGAAAACGGGACGGAGGGACCGACGGGGAGGAGGUGGAGAACGGCUUGGAGUCUCCUCCUGCUACCUCCCCUACUAAAGGCCCUGCAGUCGGCCUCCCUCCUGUCUCAGCAAUGGAGGUGCACAACGACUCUCCGGUCAUUCAGAAUGGAGGGGACGAGGAGAAGCAGGUGACUAAGGAACUGGAGGAAGGGAUGAAGGCGCUCUCGACCAACGACACCUCCUCUACUCCCGCGGCGCCGCCAAUCAAACCGCAGGGCGGGACCCCAGAGGGCUCGCCAUGCAAGUCACCGUCCAAGAAGAAAAAGAAGUUCAAGCCGCCAUCGUUCCUGAAAAAGAGCAAGAAGCAGAAGGAGAAAGUAGAGACCUGAGACGGGUCCCACAGACAAGUCAGGCCUCGCCGAAGCGCCACAGGUCGUCACGUGUGACUGAAACAGUCGACAGAACCGCAUCACAAUCAUUCAGAGCCAUUUCAAUGUCGAACCCCCAGACACGGUAUCUUAAGAGUGCCACUGCUAGCCACUGAAUUUGAUGUUUGUGGUGAUUCAUCGAGUAAGUUUAAAGAGCUCCUGUAAUUACUUUCACCAAGUGUUUGAUCCAGGUCAGACACAGCCCAGCCGUCCAGUUUGACUCACUACUUUCGAUCACUCUCACGGUUUUCUGUACUCCACAAGUCGCCUCUAUCGGUUUGUCGCUUCACCUCACUGUACAGGAAUUCAACCAUGUUUCCUCUCUCUAAGCAGGCCUGUGACUUGGAUCCUGUAUAAGUGACACUUUAGUUUUUCUGACAAUACACGUUGGAAGGUAAAGUGUGUUAUUCAUGUAUAGCACUUAACAUAGGUAGAUCAAUGUUUUUGCACGUCUUAUUCUUUCAUCAUUAUACAUUUUCUCUUAGCCUUUGGUUGUAGUUAUCAAGUAGAUGUUGCAGGAUUAGUCUGUGAGGACAGCCGCAGUAUGUGUAGAAAUCUACUGAUAGCUAUUGAUUCUGCGGAGUUGACGGAAAGCAGGGAAAUGUCGCCUAGCUACAAGUUAAGCUGCAAUUUAAGCUGUUAUUAACCACAAAGGUUAAUCUAAAAAAAAAAAUUAAAAAAUGGUUGCUCGUUAUUGCAAUCGUAAUAUGCUGAGGGUAUCCAACAUUCCACUUUUCUUGUUUGAUUUUAAAACAUACAUGUGCAAAAGACCUCUUUCCAAGUAAUUUUUUUUCCCUGUUUGAACCAGUAGCUGUUCUCAAACUGCUGAUGUGUGAUGUUGGCUCAUUGGUUUGAAUUAAUUUUCUAUAAGAAUGUAUAUGUGAGUGUUGCAAGGUUGCAAUGUAUCAGUCAUUAAAGAUCCAGUUAGGUUUCAAGUCCA
Messenger RNA from Gambusia affinis (western mosquitofish), 8682 nucleotides. RefSeq names its product adducin 2 (beta) (gene add2). Gene Ontology annotation, cellular component: cytoskeleton; postsynaptic density; plasma membrane. The record is from RefSeq and is a predicted model, not a curated record. The transcript has 15 exons. Gene Ontology annotation, molecular function: actin filament binding. The coding region runs from base 5679 to 7703 and encodes 674 amino acids. Gene Ontology annotation, biological process: barbed-end actin filament capping. Lineage: Eukaryota; Metazoa; Chordata; Actinopteri; Cyprinodontiformes; Poeciliidae.